AUGGAAAAAGAAUUAAAUGACGAGCAUCUUGUAUUACUGAAGGUCCUGUUCCUUCAAUUCGAUGAGGAGUGCAAUGAUAAAUUGCCGGCAGGAAUCUUCGCAAGAGCUGUACACAUGGCCUUUAAUAGCAUUGGUGAAUUGAUCACGUUGGCUCAAGCCCAGGCUAUUACGGAGCAGUAUAACGAUGGCACUGGUUACUAUAGUUUUGAUAAAUUUGUUACCAUUUUAACUGGUAAAAUGGUGCAAAUUUACACAAGGCCAGAAAUGCUUAAACUAUUUCGAGUUAUGGACAAGGAACACAAAGGCUUCAUAACCGUUGAGGAAAUGCGUCAAAAAUUUGGUGAUCGUUUGACAGAAGAUGAAAUUCAAUGUGCUGUUCGCUGUGGUGAUGGAAUUCUUACCUUUGAAGCUUUCUACACUCUAAUGAAUCCAUUUAAAAAUUAA
Molecule: messenger RNA, 444 nt
Organism: Teleopsis dalmanni
Lineage: Eukaryota; Metazoa; Arthropoda; Insecta; Diptera; Diopsidae
Product: calmodulin-like
Exons: 1
Coding region: 1-444 (147 amino acids)
Molecular function (GO): calcium ion binding
Source: RefSeq, a predicted model, not a curated record